Molecule: messenger RNA, 465 nt
Organism: Prorocentrum cordatum
Lineage: Eukaryota; Dinophyceae; Prorocentrales; Prorocentraceae
Source: the annotation of a GenBank genome assembly
GCCCUCCAGGCCCAGGUCCUCGUUGAGGUGGACGAUUGGGCCAUCGCGUUCAGAGAAGGGGGCGGAGAUAACUAUCUGAAGCCGUUCCAAGCGAGGUUUACGUUUGGAAGAAUGAAGAAGCUCGAUGCCGCCGGUGUGGAGUACAUAGGCAGAAGGCUGCGUUUGGACGGAGACAGGGUCCUGGUGGACCAGGAAAAAUACAUUCUAGAACAGCUUCAGAAGAUUCCCCUAGCUCGAGGUCGGAGGGGGAAUCACGAGGACUCCCUUGUCGGCGGCGAGGUGGCCGCCUUCCGGUCGCUCGUGUAUAAGCUGCAGUGGGUGGGCAGGGAGACCCGCGCCGAGGCCGCGGGCACGGCCUCGAUUCUCGCCGCAAAGGUCAACGGGCCUUCGGUCAAGGAUCUGCUGGAUGCUAACAAAAUGGUGGACCACUUAAGGUUUCUGCCGGACGGUUUUGUGCUGGCCACG